Molecule: messenger RNA, 2731 nt
Organism: Rhagoletis pomonella (apple maggot)
Lineage: Eukaryota; Metazoa; Arthropoda; Insecta; Diptera; Tephritidae
Product: alpha-N-acetylgalactosaminidase
Biological process (GO): oligosaccharide metabolic process; glycoside catabolic process; glycosylceramide catabolic process
Cellular component (GO): cytoplasm
Molecular function (GO): alpha-galactosidase activity
Source: RefSeq, a predicted model, not a curated record
GUAUGUACAUACCUUUGUAUAAGCAGUAAUAGCAAACAUGCUGCUAAUGUAAUCGUUGAUUGACAAAGCGGUUUCCGACCCUCUGUCGUGUCAUAAACGCCAGCUUCAAAGUCAGCAAGGCAGUCGGUGAGAACUUAUGAUCCAGCCCUGCACUAUGGUGGAUACAAAGCAAAGUGUACUGCUCUAAAGUAACAUUUGCUUAUCACUUGCCUCAAACAAUACGUCCCGGCCUGAGCGUGCUGCGCUUGCUUUUGUAUUUUUCUUCAUUUUGGAUUUCCAUCUUCUCCUGCUUCGAACUCGUUACGAUAUACAUUUGCUGCGAGCACUCAACUUAAGAAUACCAACAGCUUGUCUACAUACGUAUCAGACUUACUCCCAUAAGUGGGUGUGCUUUGUGUAAACUGAUAUGGCGUCCAUAUGUAAGCUAGAGUUUGUACGUAGGUACAUUUUUAAUUUAAAAAAGUUGAGGAGCACUUAAAAAAAAUUACAAAUCAGCAAAUUAAAAAAAGCGAAAGACGGACAUUCGACUGUGGAACAAAGCAAAGAAGAAGAGACGGGGAAAAGCUGCAAAAAGAGCACAACGGCGUUGAACUUCAAGUCGGAAUCUAAACUUAAACUGAUAAGAAGCCGCUAAACGUUAAGUGGCUAUUAUUUGCUAUAGUCCUACACACAAAUAUACAAGUGCGAGUACAUUGUCGUGUGGAGACUGCUGCUGUUGCUGCUUAUUUUAGUUUGAAAUUAGAAUUGGAACGCAGCUCUUGCGUCUGUGACACGCGAUACGCGCAGUCUGAGUGGCCUAUCAGCUCUCCUCCCUCUACUACUGGGUGCAUACAAAAACAAAACAGUAUAAAAACUUUACUUAUCUAGUAAUAGAAGCGCGUAUAUAAAUCGCUUACAACCAUCGACAGGAGGCGGCAUUAAUAGUUCACCUGUAAUAAAGUGCAAAUAGACAGCGCAUAACAGUCAUAGCUGCGCGAAAUAUAGAAUCAGGAAGAGCCCCAGCCAGCACUUCAUUUGUUCAAUGAAAGUGAAAGUGAAUUUCGAAAGCAUUUCUACCGGUUUAAAUUGCAGUCUUUUGAAGGCUUCGCCGCAAUGUUCUUAAAUAUCCUUUUUCUACUGUUGGUGUCAUACCGAGCUACAGAGGCGCUGGAAAAUGGGCUAGCAAGGACACCACCUAUGGGAUGGAUGCAUUGGGAACGCUUCCGCUGCAUCACCGAUUGUCAAAAAUAUCCAAAUGAGUGUAUAAGUGAAAAUCUCUUCAAACGCACCACUGACUUGCUGGUCUCGGAAGGAUAUGCUGCUGCCGGUUACGAAUAUGUCAUUAUUGACGAUUGUUGGCUGGAAAAAUAUCGCGAUAAUGCAACAAAUAAACUAGUAGCUGAUAGAUAUCGCUUCCCCAGUGGUCUCAAUCACUUGGCUGACUAUAUACAUAAUGCUGGCUUGAAAUUCGGUUUAUAUCAGGAUUAUGGCACUCACACCUGCGCCGGUUAUCCGGGUGUCAUCAAUCACAUGGCACUGGAUGCGCAAACCUUUGCCGAGUGGGAUGUAGACUAUGUAAAGUUGGAUGGUUGCUAUGCAGACACGUCAACAAUGGAUGCUGGUUAUCCGGAAUUUGGACGACUACUAAACGAAACUGGACGCCCAAUGGUAUACUCGUGCAGUUGGCCGGUCUAUCAGGAAUAUGAGGGCAAAAUUAUGAUCCGGAUAUGCUGAUUCUGGGAAAUUAUGGUCUCAGCUAUGACCAAAGCAAACUACAAAUGGCGGUUUGGGCCAUAUUAGCAGCACCGCUGAUCAUGUCCAACGAUUUGGCCGCGGUACGUCCUGAAAUCAAAGCGAUUUUGCAAAAUCGUGAGAUCAUUGCGGUGAAUCAGGAUCCCUUAGGUAUUCAGGGUCGUCGUGUGCUUAUACAAAAGAAUGUUGAAGUUUGGACACGUCCAAUUACGCCAAGGAAUGCAGCGGGGGAUUAUUCAUAUGCUGUGGCAUUUGUCAACCGCCGCGCAGAUGGCGCUCCCUAUCCGAUCGGUUUUAACCUAAAAGAUAUGGGAUUACGCAGCCAACGAGGCUAUGAUGUGGUGGAUCCGGAUAUGCUGAUUCUGGGAAAUUAUGGUCUCAGCUAUGACCAAAGCAAAUUACAAAUGGCGGUUUGGGCCAUAUUAGCAGCACCGCUGAUCAUGUCAAACGAUUUGGCCGCGGUACGUCCUGAAAUCAAAGCGAUUUUGCAAAAUCGUGAGAUCAUUGCGGUGAAUCAGGAUCCCUUAGGUAUUCAGGGUCGUCGUGUGCUUAUACAAAAGAAUGUUGAAGUUUGGACACGUCCAAUUACGCCAAGGAAUGCAGCGGGGGAUUAUUCAUAUGCAGUGGCAUUUGUCAACCGCCGCGCAGAUGGCGCUCCCUAUCCGAUCGGUUUUAACCUAAAAGAUAUGGGAUUACGCAGCCAACGAGGCUAUGAUGUGGUGAACCUCUUCGAUAAAUCACAAAAAUUAGGACUGUUCAGGCAGUUGGAUACAUUUGAAACACGCAUUAUCCCAAAUGGUGUCAACUUUUUUAAAUUCAGUGUAUUGAAUUAAAAUGGCAAUUAUUCUAUGUAUUUUAUAUACUUUUUUUUAACGAGUGUUCUUUUAAGGAAAAUAUGUUUGUACAAUUUUCAAGACUAAACACGCUGUUACACAAAAUGCUUUAAUAAAGUAAUUAAAUAAGAAAAAAAUAUAUGUAUACGUAAUUAUAUACAAACUAA